Messenger RNA from Pocillopora meandrina, 408 nucleotides. The record is from the annotation of a GenBank genome assembly. Lineage: Eukaryota; Metazoa; Cnidaria; Anthozoa; Scleractinia; Pocilloporidae.
AUGGGUCAUGAACCUUCCUUCGAGGAGUUAUCCGCGUUGGAACGGAGUGGUUUCGAGAAGGGUCUGAAGUUUUCUAUUGCUCCUCGCAAAAUACCGACUGCUGAAAUUGUCGCCGCUGUCGAGGAGAGCAUCUCUCAACUCAACGACGAACGUAGAAACUUGGUAAGAACAAAAGUAACUGCAUACUCAGGCGUGCUAAACCUCCUCCCAAAAAACAUUCAAAAGGAUGUUUUCAAUGCGCUUAUAGCUCUUAAAAAGGAUCCGGACAGGCUCGUGUUAUCUGCUGACAAGGGUAAUUGUGUUGUGGUAAGGGACAAACAGCAAUAUCACGACAAAGCUUUGUCUCUACUUAAUGACAAGAGUACGUAUGCAGUCUUAAACUCUGAUCCUAUCUGUAAAACUCAAAGA